AUGGGAAAAGCAAAAAGAAAUGGACUGAUCAACGAGAUGAGCGAGGACAGGAAAGUAAAAUCAAAGUUCUGGGCCUAUUUAUUAUGGCUAUUUGGCGGGUUCUUUGGAGCGCAUCACGUGUACCUCGGUAGAGACGACCAGGCGUUCAUAUACAUCAGCACAUUCGGUGGCUACAUUGGUUUCGGUUGGCUCAGAGAUAUUUACAGAAUACCUGCGUACGUGGCCGAUGCGAAUGACGACCCGAAGUUUAUCGAAGACUUUAAGCGAAAAGUCAGAACUAAUCGGAAGCCGCCGUUUUCCGCGGUGCGAUUUGCAGCGGAAACUGCCGUCGCUUACUUGUGGGCCGAAUUGUUCAAUAGCGCAAUUCCGCAGGAGGAAAUAUAUGGCAUUAAUUUCAGGCAUCUGUUGACAUUAAUACCAGCCGUGAUCGCGCUAGGUGUAUGGACGGUCGGAAACAUUGGCAGAGAACAAGGUUCGAUAUGGAUAACACUUGCUACUGCUUAUUUAUUCUACCCGACCUUGUACUAUAUCGGCGACGAUACCAUGUGGAUCUUUCUUAUGGUGAUCGCUUCGAGCCUGAGCUUCGAUACUUUCAGCAAACAAUGGCGACUGAAACCGAAAAAGAGACGGAGUUUUCUCUGGCGAAUGAUGUUGUUAAGCUUAGCUCUUAUGCUCUAUUUCGCCCUUAUUGGUAGUUAUUUGUAUUUCAACGCAGUUAUCACAGAUAGUGAAGGUGAGGAAAUCAAACUGUCAGAAGCGAUACAGCAUUUUCUCACUUCGCCUAUAUGGACGGAUCUCAAGGCGAGUCUGGAAGCCACGUGGAACCAGGCGAAACAUCAAGGUUUUUGGGCAACGUGGGCGCAACUGGUGGAUCUUACAGAUCCUCGAGGCGAAAUAAACGCUUACAAGGUUCUAGGCCUCUCGCAAACUGCUUCGCAGAACGAAGUCACAGCGCGAUGGAGAAUUCUGUCCAGGGAUAAUCAUCCCGAUAAAGUUAAAGGAUCGGAGGAAGAAAGACGCAAGGCGCAAGAAAAAUUCAUGGAGAUCCAGCAAGCGUACGAAAUUCUGUCGCAGGCCAAGAAUCGCAGGCAACGUCGAAAUCGCCGUUCUGAUGAAUAAACCGUGCACAAUAUUAAUUCGAAGAUUAGUAAAUGGACCAAAAAAUAUUUCCAAUAUAAUCGUUCUGAAAUACAAUAGAAUAAUUAAUCCAAUCAA
This is a messenger RNA of Camponotus floridanus (Florida carpenter ant), 1215 nucleotides long. RefSeq names its product dnaJ homolog subfamily C member 22 (gene wus). Lineage: Eukaryota; Metazoa; Arthropoda; Insecta; Hymenoptera; Formicidae. The transcript is spliced from 5 exons. Gene Ontology annotation, biological process: endocytosis. The record is from RefSeq and is a predicted model, not a curated record. Gene Ontology annotation, cellular component: early endosome; plasma membrane. Bases 1 to 1119 code for a protein of 372 amino acids.